This is a messenger RNA of Oryzias melastigma (Indian medaka), 4213 nucleotides long. It is a transcript of the gene mid1, whose product is annotated as midline 1. Bases 1158 to 3227 code for a protein of 689 amino acids. The transcript is spliced from 12 exons. The record is from RefSeq and is a predicted model, not a curated record. NCBI's taxonomy places the organism in Eukaryota, Metazoa, Chordata, Actinopteri, Beloniformes, Adrianichthyidae. Gene Ontology annotation, molecular function: protein binding; zinc ion binding.
GCCUGGUCGAACCGUUUGGAACACUUUCUGCUUCCUUUUGAGAGGAUUAGAGAAGAGGAGGCUGUGCGAGGAGAAUUUUAGAGAUAGCAGGGAGGCAGAUGAAGCAGCAGAACCCAGACAGAAAGUAAGAGGUAAAAGGAGGCUUGUGAAGAUAGCUGGCACUUUUUUAUGAAAUCUCUCUUCUUCAUUCAUGUGUCACUCUGGCUGUGGAUUCACAGACUUUGAGGCCAAACUGAAACUCAAGGAGCUUUGGAGCCACGUCUUAUGAGCUGUGGAGGCAUUUGCCUUUCAGAGAGAUAGAAUUCAAAUGAUGGAGAUGAUGGUUUAAAAGUGAGGUGAGAAACUGAUCAGACUUCUUGUAAAGAGGCUUUCUGUUGGGCUGCCAGCUGUGUCAGUCCGUGCUUAUUUGUGUUUGGUGUGAUCUCCAUGCAGCUGCGGACUGGUGAGCAGCUGACAACAAUCUGAGGCAACUUUCAGCACAAACUCCUUACAUUCCUUUCCAUUUCAGUGAUUGAAUCCACACCGAGAGCGUGUGAUUGCUCAGAGAAAAAAAAAAAAAUUAUAGACAGUUAUCAGCCUCCAGCAGUUUUUUUAAGCACGUCACUUGUCCUUACUGAUGAACGUCAGAAACAAUUGACUGUUAGUUUAGCCGUGAUAGAGUUCCCAUCACUCUAUUGACAGUGGAUCGCUAUGCCAUUCUCCAGAGAGUGACAGAAAAAUCCCACAUUUGAUUUGACUUUAUUGAAUUUUCCCUUAAGCUUUAAAGUGUUUCCAAGUCCAAAAGUUAGCUGAGGACAGCCACAAGGCUAAAAAUGGUCUUUGCGGUUUUGAGCCCGACAACAGAGCUUUGUUCAAAGUUAUGGCAGCACGUCAUGCUCUGAUAGCCCCUGAGUGAUGGACCCAACGAGCAAAAGUUCAGCCCCUUUCACACCAUUGGAUUACAGAAGAGUCUGCAGCCUGCUGCAUCUACAGUUGAAGUUUUGACCCUCCUGCAGGCUCAGACACUAAAGGAGUUCAUAAAGUUGCAUUGGAUCACCUUUAUAGAAAUAUAAUCACUAGGUGAUUCCCUCUACCUUCUGUUUGACUGGAACAAUGAGGCAGAUAGCUGAUCAGCUUCCCUGGAUUUCGCCAACAUUCCUGCCUUGUUUUUCCUGAAAAUGGAAACACUGGAGUCGGAGCUGACCUGUCCAAUCUGUCUGGAGCUUUUUGAGGACCCGCUGCUCUUACCCUGCGCUCACAGCCUUUGUUUCAACUGUGCACACCGAAUCCUGGUCUCCCACUGCACCCCCAGUGAGCCGAUUCAGUCCAUCAGCGCCUUUCAGUGCCCGACGUGUCGCUAUGUCAUCUCCCUCAACCAGAGGGGCCUAGAGGGACUCAAACGCAACGUGACCCUGCAGAACAUCAUCGACCGCUACCAGAAAGCCUCCUUGAGUGGACCCAACUCUCCCAGCGAGACUCGCCGUGAGCGAGCCGGCCCUGAACAAAAAGCCAUGUCGUCCCCCGCUGACCAGGUUCAGUGUCAGUUCUGCGAGCAGGACCCUCCGCAGAACGCGGUGAAGACGUGCGUGACCUGUGAGGUGUCGUACUGCGAGGAGUGUCUCAAGGCCACCCACCCAAACAAGAAGCCUUUCACAGGCCACCGGCUGAUCGAGCCGUUGCAGGAUUCCCACCUCCGAGGGAUCAUGUGUCUGGAGCACGGAGACGAGAAGGUCAACAUGUACUGUGUGACGGAUGAGCAGCUGAUCUGUUCAUUGUGCAAACUUGUCGGCCGGCAUCGAGAUCACCAAGUGGCAGCCCUCACUGAUCGCUAUGAGAAACUCAAGAAACCCCCCCACCGCUCUCUCUGCAUGGGGCCUGAUCACUCACAGCAGGAGGCAGACCAGAAAACCUUGGAUUCCAACCUUAGUAAUCUAAUCAAGAGGACCAGUGAGCUGGAAAACUUGAUGGGCAAACUUAUCCAAACCUGCCAACAAGUGGAGGUGAAUGCAUCAAAGCAAGAGAGGAAGCUUCAGGAGGAGUGUGACCUGCUGGUUAACAUCAUUCAACAGCGACGGCAAAUCAUCGCAACCAAGAUAAAAGAGGGAAAGGCUAUGAGGCUGAGAAAGCUAGCGCAACAAAUAGGCAGCUGCAAGCAGUGCAUCGAGAGGUCAUCCUCCCUCAUCUCUCAGGCUGACCAAACCCUCAAAGAGAGCGACCACGCUUCCUUCCUUCAGACGGCUAAAAGCAUCUGUGAGAGAGUGUCUAUGGCAACAGCCUCCUCUCAAAUCCUGUUGCCAGAAAUUAACCUGAAGGAUGCUUUUGAUACCUUCACUUUGGACUUCACAAGGGAGAAGAAAACACUAGAAAGCUUGGAUUACCUGACAGCCCCAGACCCACCGGUAAUCCGCGAGGAGCUGUGUACAGCCUCAUAUGACACAAUCACGGUUCACUGGACAUCGGAUGAUGAGUUCUCAGUUGUGUCAUAUGAACUUCAGUACACCAUCUUCACUAACCAGUCUAAUGUUGUCAGUUUGUGCAACUCCAUUGAUAGCUGGAUGAUUGUUCCAAACAUCAAGCAAAAUCAUUACACUGUUCAUGGACUCCAAUGUGGGACCAAGUACGUUUUCAUUGUGAAGGCCAUAAACCAGGCUGGAAGCCGGAGCAGCGAACCAGGAAAACUCAAAACCAACAGUCAGCCGUUCAAGUUGGACCCAAAGUCAGCUCAUCGGAAGCUUAGGGUGUCUCACGACAACCUAACAGUUGAGAGGGAUGAGACUUCGUCCAAGAAGAGCCACAAUCAAGAACGAUUUUCCAGCCAUAACAGCUACGGAGUCACGGGAAAUGUCUACAUUGACAGUGGUCGUCAUUACUGGGAGGCUCUGAUUGGAGGAAGCACCUGGUUUGCUGUGGGGAUUGCCUACAAGUCGGCACCAAAGCACGAGUGGAUUGGCAAAAACUCCGCCUCGUGGGUUCUGGCUCGCUGCAACAACUCGUGGGUCGUCCGUCACAACAGCAGGGAGAUUCCCGUCGAGCCUUCACCGCACCUGCGGCGACUCGGAGUGCUGUUGGACUACGACUCCGGAUCUCUGUCCUUCUACGACGCCGUUGCCUCUCAGCACUUGCAUACAUUUGAAAUCAGCUUCGCCCAGCCGGUGUGCCCCGUCUUCAACGUGUGGAACAGAUGUCUGACCAUCCUCAGUGGACUGCCUGUGCCGGAUCACUUAGAAGGGACAGACUACAGCCACUGAGGACACUUGAAGGACUUUUUUGUAUCCAAAAAUAAACAUACAUUGAAAUUCAUUGGAGUUAUUUAAGACAUUAAUAUGCACUUCUUAUUUUUAUGUUUUGUUUUGCUUUGCACAAUAGGUAUUUGUUGGGUAUUUUAAGGCUAUUCUUAUAUUUUUUUAAAUCUAGAUAUUUGCAAAUGAACUCCAAAUAAUAAUUUUUACUAGUAUUUUGGUAUUUUUAAACUCUGACUUUAAUAUGACCCCCUUUUACUCACGUCCUAAUAUAAUGAACCUUUAAAGAGUUGUUUUUUUUCAAUUUUAUUUUGUAAUAUUUGUCUCUUGAACUUUAAUUCUUAAGGUUUUAAAGAGUUCUUUUAAGCGAUGCACUUUGAAAGACAAAUUGACCACCAUGAAAUGUGAACCAUUUCUUGACCUCUGUGCUCUGAAAGAAUGCACUCGAAUAAAGUGAAUUAUUAAGAAGGCAAUAAAAUAAAUUCAUUUCACACUUUUAUUCACAUUUGACCUAAUUCUUCAUUGUAUUUAUUAUUUUUAAAAGUGUUUCCACAGUUCAGAACUGUUUUAAUCUUAUGACUAUGAAAGCUGCAAAUCUUAACCACCAUUUUUCUAUUAGAUUUUGUCAAAAUUUGAUUAAAGGAACAUCUUGUGUUCUGUGUGGCAACAUGCCUUGUUUUAUGACACCUGCACUACAGACACACAUUUGUCUUUUUUUGUUUAAAUGGUGCAAAAAAGGGCUUUUACCAGUGUUUACACACUUAUAUCUUUAAUAUAUCAGGCAGAUUUGAACAAUACUGAGAAAAUACUAAGAAUAUGAAGAGAAAUGUCAGAUUGCUUGCAGUACAGGACUCCGUCUGACCUGCACUAAGGCAAAAUGCCACCCCUGACAGAUUCACUCUGGCAUCUCUUUUUGUACUGGCGUAAUGUGCCUUGAAUUCUGUAGCGUCUCGUUUCAACAAAGAAGAAGACAAGGGUUAAAAAAAAAAAAAAAA